AUGGCUGAGGAACAACCACCCCCAUCGCCUGGGAAUAGUGACGAGGAUUGGAAAAUAUUUGAGGCAUUGUGUAUAACACCAGCUAAAGAAAUGGAUGCUGUUGACACUGAUGUGACAACCACUCUGAAGAGUGAAAUAGCUGCUCUGCAAUACAAACGUGAUCGGUUAUCAACUGAGUUGGACGACAUGAAAGGCCAAGUACGUCAGCGUGAACAGCGAGUCAUGGAGCUUCAAAUCGAAGCCGAUGGAUUACGAGAGCAAUCAGCGCGACAAAGUGCUAUAAUUAGUUCGCUGAAGAAAAAAAUACAAGAUUUAGAAGAACAUGAACGUGAUUUACAUGCAAUACAAGGGCGUCAAGAAAUCUCAUUUUCAACGUUACAACGUGAAUGUCGAUACAAUGAGGAUAAAGUUAAAGAAAUGGAAAAGAAAUUACGUGCACUUGAAAUGGAAUUAUCGAGUGAAACACAAAUGAAAGAUGCUGCUCGGAAUCAGUUAAAUGAUUUAUUACGUCGAUUGGCAUCAGCUUUGGGUACAGAUUUUUGUGAAACUGGCCAUGGGCAUGGUUUGUCACCAGAAGCUGUGGUACAUAAAGCUGCUGAAUUAGUACAAGAAACAGCUCGUUUACGAAAUCGUUCAAGUAAUAUGAAUGAUACAUUAGCGAGUGUUGAAAUUGAAUUGCGUUCGUGUCGUGAAGCUUUAGAGCGUGCACAAAAUGAUAAAGAAAAUUUACAAAGGCAAUGUGCGGCACAUCUAUCAGAAGUUGAUCGUUUACGUCAAGAAAAGGAAUGUUUAGAAAUGCAUCAAAGAGUAAUGGAACGUGAAUUGAAUGAUUUGCGUGAAAAAGUUUCAAUAGCAACACGAAGUUUAGGUUCAGCGAGUACUAAUAUAGCACAACAUGAAUCGACAAUAUGCCAAUUAAGAGAGGAUCUAAAAUCCAGAGAAGAGAAAUGUAAACAUUUACAUCAUGAAAUUCGACACUUAAUUGAAGCAUUAGCUGGAAUAAUCAGUUCAUCGGGACGCUAUGUAGAAGCUACUGACGCGUCAAUAAAAGACCGUCUUCGGGAAAUAUUAAAUGAAAACAAGGAUAAAACUGCACACAUCGAAUCGUUAAAGGAAAAAUUAUGUGUGGAAAAUCAACAAAUCAAUCGUCAAAUGGUUGUACAGGAACAAGCAGCGGCUCGAAUACGAGCACUGGAAGAAGAGAAAAAUUGUUUGGAGUCACGUUUAAUGAAAGCUGAAAAUGAAAUUAAAACAUUGGAAAUAUCACGAGAGGGCUUACGGCGUGAUAAAAAUACGUUCAUGUCAUUUUUGGAACGACUUGGUAGAGCAUUAAAUAUGGAUGAAAUAUCACAAGAAAUUGGUGUUGAUCUUCACACGGAAUCAUUGUUAGUGCGUGCCGAACAAUUAUCUCGCCAAGAAAGUGAUAAACUUGUUGAUAAGCUGCUUUGCUGUGGUUAUUAUGGCCAUUUGCCGAGAAUACGACGAGAAAGAUCAUAUCCAGAUUUACGAGAAACAUCAGUAGUGUAUCAAUUGCAACGUCGUGUUCGAACACUUCGAGAACAAGUUCAACGUAAAGAUUUACAUUUAGAUUUGUUACGGCGUAAAUUGUCAUUGCAAGAAGAUAAUUUAAAAGUUAAAUGUUUGCUACAGACUGAACGUGACGAAGCCAAUAUACGUGCGAAAAAAUUACAAAAACAAGUGGAUCGUUUACAGCUACAACUGACUGACGCAAAAGCACAGAUUCGAGAUUUAAAUUCACAAUUAGCCGAGGCUGCUGAUUAUAAGAUAACUGCAUUAGAACGUGCAAGAAAAAUUGAUGAAUUACAGAAACGUUUAGUUGAAUCAGAAAUGCUACGCACACGGUACAAUCGUAAAGUUGCUGUUUUAAAGGAUCAGGUACGAACCACAACGGAAACAUCUGAUCAACAGAGAUCAAUGACGGAGCAUACAAUACAAGUGUUACGUGAUGAUUUAGCACGUAUAAAAGAUGAGUUAAAUGAUUGCUCACGACGUGAAGGUCAAUUGCAAAAUUUCAAAACAUCUAUAGCGAAAAUUCUUGGUUGCACACCAGCUUUGCCAGAUUUUGAAAUUAUAUCACGUCUACAAAAGUUGGUGGAUGCACAUCAUGAUUUUACAUUAGUAUCACGUCGAUAUGAUGAUCCAAUAUUACGAUUGACGUCGAGAAGUCCGACGGGUGGGAGUCGAUGUACAAGAACUCCGGAUCGAUCGUUGCGAUAUGAUGAUUCUGGUUAUGCUGACGCACCUGAACUGGAUUUUAUGGACGAUGAUUUGUAUAAAAGACCAAUACGACCAUCAAUUUGA
This is a messenger RNA of Chrysoperla carnea, 2322 nucleotides long. Its product is annotated as coiled-coil domain-containing protein 170. The transcript has 10 exons. Lineage: Eukaryota; Metazoa; Arthropoda; Insecta; Neuroptera; Chrysopidae. The record is from RefSeq and is a predicted model, not a curated record. Bases 1 to 2322 code for a protein of 773 amino acids.